Messenger RNA from Alosa sapidissima (American shad), 4774 nucleotides. RefSeq names its product macoilin 1b (gene maco1b). The record is from RefSeq and is a predicted model, not a curated record. Gene Ontology annotation, cellular component: rough endoplasmic reticulum membrane. The coding region runs from base 475 to 2532 and encodes 685 amino acids. Gene Ontology annotation, biological process: neuronal signal transduction. The transcript is spliced from 11 exons. Lineage: Eukaryota; Metazoa; Chordata; Actinopteri; Clupeiformes; Clupeidae.
GAUAGCCCGCCCAAGAUCCCGCCUAGAGGGUUAGAAAAUGUUUUUGAUAGGGUAGCAUGGCAUACCUGAUUUGUCCACAAAAAUGUUGAUUGGUUGAAUGGGGGGAAACUCAUCAGAAUAUUUUUGUCGUCCCUCUGUUCCACUCCUGGUGGUCGUGGUAGAACAUGGCAAUGCAUAUGGCUAGUUGUUGUAUCAAUCAAAAUGAUAGACGGUAAAGAACAAACUGAUUGGAUAAGCAGAUUGUCUGGCAAGCUCGUGUAUGUAAACUGUCGCGUGUGCUGUUGAGUCUGCGCUGAAGGAAAGAGGAGGGCCUUGAAGACAGUGUUUUUAUUUAUUUCUUUGUUUCAGUGGAAAAAACAAUAACAACGAUAGUUGCAUUACUUGAAAUCCUUCUUUAGUAGUUACACUCAACCAAGAAAGAAAACUGGAAAAUACAACAGUAAGAAUUAAAAAGCCAAAGCGAAGGAGGGUAGGAUGAAGCGGCGCAAUGCGGACUGCAGCAAACUCCGACGGCCGUUGAAACGGAACCGAAUAACCGAGGGUAUAUACGGCAGUACGUUCCUGUACCUGAAGUUCCUGGUGGUGUGGGGGCUGGUGUUGCUGGCAGACUUUGUGCUCGACUUCAGGUUUGAGUACCUGUGGCCCUUCUGGCUCUUCAUCCGGAGUGUAUACGACUCCUUCCGCUACCAGGGCCUGGCAUUUUCAGUGUUCUUUGUUUGUGUGGCGUUUACAUCAGAUAUCAUUUGCCUGCUCUUCAUUCCUGUGCAGUGGCUCUUCUUCGCAGCCAGCACCUACGUCUGGGUGCAGUACGUGUGGCAUACAGAAAGAGGAGUGUGUCUCCCAACAGUAUCGCUAUGGAUACUUUUUGUAUAUAUAGAGGCAGCUAUCAGAUUCAAGGAUCUGAAAAACUUCCAUGUGGACCUGUGCCGUCCAUUUGCGGCACACUGUAUUGGCUACCCAGUGGUGACGCUGGGCUUUGGCUUCAAGAGUUACGUGAGCUACAAAAUGCGUGUGCGCAAGCAGAAGGAGGUGCAGAAGGAGAAUGAGUUCUACAUGCAGCUCCUCCAGCAGGCCCUGCCACCAGAACAGCAACUGCUCCAGAGGCAGGAGAGGGAAGCCGAGGAAGCUGCAGCCGCCAAAGGGAUGUCCGAGGACUCCCAGACGCCCGUAUCCCAGAACGGAGGCCCCGCCAUGGGCAAGAAGCCGUCCUCGGGGCCCCUGCCCGAGCUGGAGUACCGGGAGAAGGGGCGCAAGGGCCAAGGGUCGUCGGGGGCCCAACAGAGCGGCGACAGCAGCAGCAGCAGCAGCAGCAGCUCCAGCAAGGAGCCGGAGUACAUGGAGACGCAGCCCAACGGCAACAGCAAGAGACUGAGCCACAGCGACAGUGCCGAGAACCUGCUGCUCAAGGAGGAGAGCUCCUUCUCAUCCUGUUGCUCGUCCUCUUCCUCGUCCAACUGCAACGCCAAGAACCAGAAGAACGCCAGCGUGGCGGCGGGCAACUCCUCGCCCCGGGGGCACGGCACGGCCAACGGGAGCGUGCCGUCCUCGGCCCAGCAGCCCUCAGCCUCGGGCAAGGGCGACAAGAAGCAAAGGAGUGGUGGGGGCAAGAACGCCUCAGCGUGCCACAACAAAGACACACUGGAGAACUGCAUCCCCAACAACCAACUCAGCAAACCAGAGGCACUGCUGAGGCUGGAGCAGGACGUGAAGCGUCUGAAGGCAGAGCUGCAGGCCAGCCGUCAGGUGGAGCAGGACCUGCGCAGCCAGCUGGGGGCUCUGGGCAGCGCCGAGAGGAGUGUGCGCUCCGAGCUCGGACAGCUGCGACAGGAGAACGAGGUCCUACAGAACAAGCUGCACAGUGCGGUGCAGGGGAAGCAGAAGGAGCGGCAGGCGCUGGGCUCGCUGGAGCGGAGGCUGAAGCAGGAGCAGGAGGCGCGGGCAGCUGCCGAGAAACAGCUGGCCGACGAGAGGAAGCGCAAGAAGCUGGAGGAGGCCUCAGCUGCCCGCGCUGUUGCGCUCGCUGCCGCCUCACGAGGGGAGUGCACAGACUCCUUGCGGAGGCGAAUCUUGGAGCUGGAGACAGAGUGCAAGAAGCUCAGCAAAGACCUGAAACAGAAAGAGGAGCAGAUCCACGAGCUGGAGCUCACAGUGCAGGAGCUGCACAAGUAUAAGGAGAAUGAGAAGGACACGGAGGUGCUGAUGUCGGCGCUUUCGGCGAUGCAGGAGAAGACCCAGCACCUGGAGAACAGCCUGAGCGCCGAGACGCGCAUCAAGCUCGACCUCUUCUCUGCGCUGGGCGACGCCAAGAGGCAGCUGGAGAUUGCACAAGGUCAGAUCCUUCAGAAGGAACAGGAGAUCGCCGACCUGAAGCAGAAGAUCGCCGAGGUGAUGGCGGUCAUGCCCAGCCUGGCCUACUCCGCAGACACCAGCAGCAUGAGCCCUGUGGCGCCGCACUACUCCUCCAAGUUCAUGGACACCACCCCGUCCGGACUGGACCCCAACGCCUCUGUCUACCAGCCCCUCAAGAAGUGACCGACCGGCCUCCUUCUCACCGUCCCUCUCCCACUCUCUCUGUUUCUCUUUUUCUUUUUCUCUUUCUCUUUCUGUUUCUCUUUCUGUUUCUCUUUCUCUUUCUCUCUGCCAGAACCAGUGGAACUCUGCAUGUCUGCGGCUUAGAAUGUUCUCUAUCUCUCUUUUACUCCUCCUCAUCCCUUUCUCUUUUGUUUUUCUCUUCCUCCGUGGCUCUUCCCCUUCUAACCCCCCCCCUCCAUCUGGCCGGCGCAGCAGAAGGAUGUCGUGUUGUGUGACUGUAUUUGUCGUAGUAAAAACAAAAACUCAAAAGACACAAAAAAGAGACUUCAAGUGAUGGUCAACUCAAGUCUGGAAACCUCACAGAAACGACGUUCCAUCUUACAUUUAAGCAUAAGGAAAGGACCCCCCCCCCCCCCCAAAAAAAAAGCCUUUUCUUGUCAGUCUUUUUCUCCUCAGCUUCACUCAAUCCAUUGGAGUUUAGCUGUAGAUUGAGUAUGGUUAUAUUGAGGGGGUUGUUGUCCAUCUUCAACACUCGAAUUCUACUUACAUGCUGGUCCUGGCUCAACAAAAGUCAUCUGCAAAAAAAAAAAUGUCACCACCAGUGGCAACAAAGGAAUGUAAUAAAUUGUGGACUCGCUCUGUGAUAAAACUCCAUGUCUUGUUUGAAUCUCAAGAACAGGAGGAAACCCUUGUCUCUAAGCACCCCCUGCUGCGAUGAACAGGUUUUGGUUACAUGAUAUGUCAGCCUUCAGUUUAUUUGGAGCUCAAAUGGAAAUGUUCCCAGAUUAAAAAAAAUAAAUCCAGCAGAGUGAAAUUUUCUUUUAAAAAGAGCAUAAAUGCAAGCCUGUUCAGUCCCUUAAACUAUUAAAUCAUCCCCCCCCUCCCCCUAAGCUCUGCCCCUUGUGUUCAGGUCAAACAUCCCUCAAAUUAAAACUGAUCAGUGCCUUGACAUAGCAGCUCAUUGAUGGACUGGACUCCCUUGCCCAGCCAGGGUUGUCAGUGUUGGGUGUGCUCACCAGAGUCAGCUGCACUCUGUCUCUUCGAUUGAACAGGUGUGAGAGAGCUACAUUUGGUUAGCCAAUGGGCAGCUGGCUGAGGGCUGGUUACAUAGAGGCCUAGCUGAAGUCUUUGGUGGGUCAUUUGCAGAACUGGAGCACUCACUGGAAGUUUCUGUUGAGAGCUGUAGCGGUUAUGGCAAAGUGACCUGCACAAGGCCUUCAGGCUUGGUUAGUCAGGGCCUUCAUGCGCUUCAGUCUGUUGGUAUUGGCCUCUUUAUAGAAGUCUCGCAGUCAUGUUUCCAAUCAAGAGAUAGAACAGCCCUGACCUUGGUGAAUGCUGUACGCCCCUGGCAAUGUCACUCCUUUAUAGCAGUCCCAGGAACCAAAUCACAUGAGAAGCUACCUGCUGCCACAGCAACACUCCUGGUCAGACUGGCCCAGUGGUUUACUUCAUUCAAGUUGAUAUCAAUGUUGUAAUGAGUUAAGGACAUUUCAUAAUUGGACAGCAUAUGAGCAAGGAGGGAAUUGCCCACAUUAUUCAGGCCUGUUGAAUGACUAGUUGUUCUGUUGAUUAAUCCAUUAUUAUUCUGUUUUCAUAUGGCAGUGUUAUGACACAAUACCUGACCACAGUCCUUGCCACAACCAAAGCUUGUUGUGAUUUUUCACGGAGGACUUUUGGGUUUCAGUGGCCCAGGCGCAUCCCUGUGGAAAGGACCGACUCUGGCUCAUGUUUAACGUCCUCCCCCGGCAGCAAAAGGUUCAUUCGGAUGUGUCCUGUCUAAAAACGUUCUGCCAUGGUGGAGCCAUGACCGUGCAUCACUGAUCCUAGUGAACUCCGGAGGAAUGUCACUGUAUUUUCAUUUUGCUCAAGACAAUAAGUAUUAGUGAUCCAGUACGUUGAGGCCACCGAGUUAACCUGUUCUGCUUAAUGUUUAUGUCCCCUCCCGCAGGGCUUAGAUUGAUUGAUGGAUUUAUGUGAUUUUUGCUGUCAUUUCAUGUGGUUGGUUCUUUUGAGUGUUUACGUGGUAUGCUGGACAAACAGAUUUUCUUUUUUUUAAGUGCAGAUGACAAUGGUUCCUGUGUUUGGAAAUAAUGGGAAAAGGUCAGUCAGCUGAACGUUUAAUGGGAAAAACAUUUUUUUUUUUCUUGGUCGCUUCUUGCUCUGUCUCUUUCCUCCAGUCUGGAUCUCAGUUGUGGUCCCUUUCUGUGAGGUUUUCAAGGGAUUAAAGAAGGGUUUUCUUGCA